AUGAAACCCGACCCCGACGAAAACGAAGAAACCGCCUACGAGCUCCUCCGGCAGCAAAACAUCCUCAAGAACAAAGCCCUCCUGCAGCAGCUCUCUCUCGACGCCGCCAGCGUCAGCGCCAGCCGUCCCUCCGCCUCCCCCGCCGCCAAAGCCUCCUCCUCCUCCACCUCCACGCGAAAGCGCGCCCCGCGCAAGCCCGCCGCCGAGUCCACGCUCCCGCGGCGCACAUCCAGCCGCCUCGCCGGCCUGCCCGCGGACUCGGAGGCCGCGAAGCGGAAAGCGCGGGACGACGAUGCGGCGAUAAGCGCUAGUCUGAUGGAGAGCGCGGCGAAGAGGAUGAGGGUGCCCGGGGACCUGAGCUUUGAGCUGAAGAAGGGACUGCUGGAUGAUGGCGGGGUGAAGGGGAGGGGGAGGACGUUUACGGAGGAGGAUGUGAAGGGGACGAAGGAUAAGGGGUUGAGGAGCAUGAGGGAGAAGAUGAGUGCGCUGAAGCUGUAUGAUCGGUUUGAGGUUAAUGACAUCAAGAUCACCCCCGAGCGCAUCUACGCCCUCGCCUUCCACCCCACAACCACAAAACAGCUCAUCUUCGCCACCGACAAGACCGGCAACCUCGGCAUCUUCGACGCCACCUCCCCGUCCCCCACGCCCGACAUCUCAACCUACAAACUCCACGCCCGCACCAUCUCCGCCUUCACCAUCCCCUCCAGCACGCCCACAGCCCUCUACACCGCCUCCUACGACGGCACCAUCCGCUCCUUCAACCUCACCACCGGCCUCGCCACCGAAGCCUACGCCGGCGACCCCGACGACGCCCUCUCCGCAAUCGACGUCGUCGCCCCACACACCCUCUACUUCACCACGCUCCUCGGCCGCCUCGGCCGCGUCGACACGCGCGCGCCCGCCGCACAGGCACAGCUGUGGACGCUCAGCGACAAGAAGAUCGGUGGUUUCAGCCUGCACCCUGGCGCGCCGCACCUGUGCGCCACGGGCUCGCUGGACCGCACCGUCAAGGUGUGGGAUCUGCGGCGGAUGGUGGGGGAGGGGGAGGACCGCGCGCCGGCGCUGCUGGCCAGCCAUACGAGCCGGCUCAGUGUGAGCUGUGCGCUGUGGAAUGGUAAUGGCACGCUGGCGACGACGUCGUAUGAUGAUACGGAAGGGGAAGGGGAAGGGAAGGAGGUGGAGACGGAGGUGAAGGAGAUUGAGCCGGCGCAUGUGAUACGGCACAACAACCAGACUGGGCGAUGGGUCACCAUCCUGCGCGCCCAAUGGCAGCAAACGCCGCCGGGCGGCCAGCACAAGUUCGUCAUCGCAAACAUGAACCGCUACCUCGACAUCUACAGCGAGUCUGGCGAGCAGCUCGCACAGCUCAGCCACGAGAGCAUCACCGCCGUGCCCGCCGUCGCCCAGUUCCACCCCACCAUGGACUGGGUCGCGGGCGGCACCGGGAGUGGGAAGGUUGUGCUCUUCAGUUGA
Messenger RNA from Morchella importuna, 1473 nucleotides. RefSeq lists its product as uncharacterized. NCBI's taxonomy places the organism in Eukaryota, Fungi, Ascomycota, Pezizomycetes, Pezizales, Morchellaceae. The transcript has 4 exons. Gene Ontology annotation, cellular component: nucleus. Gene Ontology annotation, molecular function: protein binding; DNA binding. Bases 1 to 1473 code for a protein of 490 amino acids. Gene Ontology annotation, biological process: regulation of DNA damage checkpoint. The record is from RefSeq and is a predicted model, not a curated record.